GAAAUGCUUGAAGUAUACAUGUAUUGUUUGGUCUUAAAAUAAACUGAUUACAAAAUAACUAAUCGAUAUAUACAUUAAUAAAUAACCAUGUCGGCCGAUACAGAAGAUCAAGUUGAAUUAUUAGAAAAUCUUCCAGAAAUAAUGGAAAAGUUAACGGAGGAAUUGAAAGAGCUGUAUAAGUAUAGAGAUUUAUUUUUUGAAAAUCAUCCAUUAGAUAUGGCCUAUAAGAAGAAUAAGUGUGUAGAUGAAAAAAAGGAAGUCUUGGUUGAAAAAUUUGAAGCCAUUGAUGUGGAAACACAAAUACCAUUUUCAUUAAGGGCUGAAUUCCUAUACAUGAAAGGCAGAUGCUAUAACGUUAGCCCCACAUACGAUCCAAGAGCAACUCAGUGCCUAAGCAAGGCGAUAAAAUUAAACCCUCAUUUGGUCGCUGCAUGGAACGAGCUUGGUGAAUGUUAUUUGAAAAAUCUAAAUGUAAAGGAAGCUAAGGCCAGUUUUGAGGGAGCACUUAAACAAGAACGUAAUCGUCUGUCACUAAGGUGCCUUUCUAUAAUUCUACGACAUGAAAUUGGGGAUAUGAAACGAAGCGAGUCAACACCAAUUAUAUUAAAAAGCGUCGACCUUGCAAAGGAAGCGGUUGCACAAGAUAUCAAAGAUGGUAUAUCGUGGACAGUGCUAGGAAAUGCUUACUUGUGUCAAUUCUUCAUGGUGGCUCAGGAUCCAUCUACGUUAAAACUGAGUAUGAGUGCUUACAAGCAAGCCUGGUCAGAUCCCGUGGCUAAGGGACAGCCGGAUCUAUUUUAUAAUAAGGGUGUUGCGCUGAAGUACGAAGAGUGCUACGCGGAAGCGCUGCAGAUGUUCGAGCACUCGUGCUGCCUGGACCCCGCGUGGGUGCCGCCGCGGGUGGAGCGCUCCGCACUCGCCGCCUUCCUCGCCGCCGCCACCUCGCUCGUGCGCACGCGCGGCAAGCUCAAGGCCAAGCGCCUCGCCAACAUGAUACAGUCAAUGGAUAAGAAAACUAUGUUGGGCGAUUACGGCACGGGGGCGUUUCACAGUUUCGGGCCCAGGCGUGACGUGAUCUUGGAACACGUGAGGAUAGAUCAGUUGAAAGAGGGUCCCAAUGAGGGGAAAGUCAUACUCGGGAGGGUCGUUGGAUCCAUACAUAACGAAAACGCUGUUCCUUUCACGUUCGCGCUGGUGGACGAGAGCAUGUCGUGCGUGUGCGUCACGGUGUACAACUGGGCGGACGGGCGCGGCGCGCUCAUCGGGGACGCCGUGGCCGUGCCCGAGCCCGGCCUGGCCGCGCACGAGGCGGCGCCCGGCCAGCAGCCUUUUGAAUUUAAAUCGAUACGCGUCAAUAAUCCAAUGUUUUUGUUGGUGAACGGCAAACGUGUCAGUCGCAGCCAGUUUGCGAGCACGCGUGUUACGAGCACGUACGAGAUAAACUGACGGUGCGGGUCGAGACGCUACAUGCGUUUUUAUUAGGAGUUUUUGCGGCAUGUGUGCUGGACGAUUGGAUCUCUUUAAUUCGUACGCCUUAUGCGUGUGUGCUUGACCAAAUUGUUGGAAAAAAUGUUGGUUUUAAACAUAUGUUUAAGAAGAUUUCAGUUAUUUCAUGAUCAUUAAACCCAACAUUGUCCAAAUAUUUUGUCAAACAUUGGAUGAGUUUGACAAAUGUUUGUUUGGUCAAUUGUAGUACAUACCUACAUAAUUGAUCGUAUAAAUGUUAUAUCCUAAUGUGAUUAGAUUUUUGUGUUAAUUUCACUAUUAUACAUUUAUUAGAGUCCAUUCCAAUAUGUAUGAUAUGUUUAUAAAUGAUAACAAUAUGGAAUGAACAUGCUGUAAUUCGAAAGUUAAAAUAAUGCACGAUGAUGUCACAACCUUAGAUAUAGUAUAGUUUUUAAAGUAUCAAGAGUAGUUAAAAAGACUUGUUAUAAAAUGUAUUUUUCUUACCGAUUUCUAUGAUAACUUUAAAAUUUUAAUAUAUCUCCGUUUGCUAAACACUAACUAAUUAGAUAUGCUUGUUUGAAAUCAAUUUAAUUGCCAAUAGUUAAUUGCCAGUGAAUUGGAUAGCUUAAAUUUUGUGGAUCAAUUAUUUAUUGGACCAUCUAACAUGAAGACUGGUCUUAAAAAUAUUUAAUAGGGUGGAAUGGGGAUGUUGAUAUGAAUAUGAGGCCUUUGACCUGCACGGGAUACCAAAAGGCUACUAGAAAUUAAAAUAUAUACAUACAUAAUCAAUUGUAAAUACCGUGUCUAUGGUUAUAUCGUUAUAUGUUAAAAAUUCGCUAAUUUAAUUUUGAUAUCUAUUUGCUUUGUAAUUCUAUUCAAGUAGAUUUAAUCAACGCCUUAUAAUGUGUUACUAUAAGAUAUUAUAUUAUAUAUUGUGGCUAAUUGUCUAAACUUUUGUAAAAUUAUUAAUAUAAUAAAAAAAUCGAAUUAUAAUUGUUUUCGGGUUCUCUAAUGUUUGACGAAAAGCGUCUGAUUAAUGAUCAUUUUACAAGAAAAUGUUUCUAAUAUUCUGGUGACGGACAUUAACUUGGGGGUAACAACUCGUAUGCCGUGACGGACUUAAACCAAACCGUGGGAAACAACCAUAGACAAACCGUAUUUUUUUAUUACCUACCUGUAUUAAUUAUUAUAUAUUUUCAAUUAUUAUAUAUUGUUUUAUUAUAAUAUAUUUCGCUAAUUCGAUAUCUGAAUGGAAUUAAAAAACUAGAACUGCGACUUUUUUUGUUUAGAAAAAAAAAUGAUGACGUCAUAUAUAUGUAUGUAAGUUUUUUUUUAAUUUGUAUAAAGGUGUAAUGUAACUUUUUUUUUUAUUAUUGUCAUACGAAUAUCAUGGAAUUUUUGUCUAUUUUAUUAUUUUCCCGCUACGCAAAACAUUCACCAACGCAUAACAACACUCUAGUGAAGCCUACUAUCCUGAGUGUAUAAUUUGCAAGUGUGCAAACCAAACAGCUGUUUGUAAAAAUCAUAUUUUAUGAAAUGAAAAUUUUUCUGCAACUUGUAUUUUUUCAAAAGAAUUAUUAUUCUAGUAUUUUAUAUAAAGAUGAGAAUAAAUUUGCCAAAAUUAUUUGUAAAGUGAAAAUUUUUUAUUUGUUUUUUUUUUUUUAUCAAAUGACAGGACCUCUUUUCGACUGUUAGUUAUGUGUGCACACGUUUAUUUAGAUUUACCUACUAUUCACUUUUAAAAAAAAAGUAUUUUAUGAAGCGUUUUCCUCAAAAAAAAAAAGUAUUUUGGUAUAAAUUUGUUUAGAUUAGAAGCUUGUGUGAAACUAUUUAGAAGCGGCCAAAGUAUAUGUCCCAAUAUUAUUUAGAUAUUUAACAUAUAUAUACAUAUAUAUAUAUAUAUAUAUAUAUAUAAUUUAUUGCGAGUCUAAAGAUUCCUUAAAAAUAUUUUCAAUUAUAAUAUCUACUUAAAUAUAAUCUGUAUGUAUAAAUUAUUAUAAAUUUCGUAAUUAUAUUAUACAAUGUAAUUUAAUUAUAAAUUGCGUAAUAUAAUGUCGGGAACAGGGUGCAAAAUGUAUAUGCCCUGAGGCUGAUUUGGGAUGUUUGUUAUAAAUUUGUACAAUGCACAAGAAUAAUGAAAUAAUACCAUUUUAUAUUGAACUUAUUUCGCUCUAUUGAUAUACUCUUUGAGAAAAAAAAAAUGUAUUUAUGAUAUUUCGUUAUUGUUGGUGAAAAAAGUUGUAAGUGAAAUUUAUUAUUUCUCUGAUUGAUUAAUAUAAUUUUCUUAUUAUACACGUAUAUUUUUUUAGUGUCAUAUGACACAAAUUUAACGCGUGCCAAACAGCAGGGCACAGCUAGUUAAUACGAUAAGACUUUUUGAAAUUAGAAUUUGCAAUUGAAUUUUCACAUACAACUUUUUACAGUAACGGUAGUAAUAAUUAUUGUGUCGGUAUGCUGUGUCUUAACUAAACUAACUUCUUAGCACGGAAAGAGUCCCGUUAGUUUAGUUUAGAGACAUUUAAGCUGAUUUAAGAUCUCAAAGUAUUGUUAGAAUUAAUGUAUUACUCUAUCGGCUAUGUUUCUUUCUAAACGAUGGUGAUUAGUUAAACAAUGCCGUCUUCUUCUUUCAAAUGUCAAAUCAAUGAUGACAGAGUGAGAAAUCGGUGUUUAUAAUCAAGACCGUAAAAGUUUAAAACAAAUUAUGUUUCACUUAAAGUGAAAUGAGCAUAUGGAUGAGAUUAAAAUUUUGAAUUGGAUUUGAAUCUCUAUUUUAAUAAAAUGUAAUUUGAAGCUAUUUUUUUUUUCACUUCGACGUUCUACAGAGCUAGGCAAAGGUAUCAAAAUUUGGAGUUAAAAUUAUAAUGUCAAAAUGAUUGAACAAGAAUAAAAUCAUUUACAUAAUAAUUAAGAUUAAAAGGUUUAAUUAUUUUGUCACUAAUUUGUAACUAAAAUAAAUUACACAAUGCUUUCAUACACUAAUAUUAUGUAAUGUCAAAAUGUAACCAAUGGUGUCAAUACUUCUAAACGAAAUAAAAUAAAAUGUACACUUA
This is a messenger RNA of Nymphalis io (European peacock), 4496 nucleotides long. RefSeq names its product tetratricopeptide repeat protein 5-like. Gene Ontology annotation, molecular function: protein binding. Bases 88 to 1446 code for a protein of 452 amino acids. Lineage: Eukaryota; Metazoa; Arthropoda; Insecta; Lepidoptera; Nymphalidae. The transcript has 8 exons. The record is from RefSeq and is a predicted model, not a curated record.